AUGAAUUUGCCAUAGGUAUUCAGUGUGUUCACAGAUAAUAACCAAUUUGAGAAAUUCAUUGAAGAUCUUGUGGCUGACUGUGUCCAUGGAAUUAAAUUACCUUAUUUGAGUCAAUUCCCUGAAAUUAACCAUUAUAAUCUAAUUGUGGAGGCCCAAUAAUUUAUGCAGUAGUUCAGUGAAUACUUGUUGGAAAUGAAUAAUCAAAACAGAGAAGAAGUCUAAAGAUUAUUGGACAAAUUAAAAACAUAAAUAGAUGCAGAAAAACACUAGAUUUUCACCAGAAUAAUAACUGAGAACUUUAAAGGAAUGUGCAAAUAAGCAUUGUACACACAUAUUGCAUUAUCCAAAUACGUACUAAUUGAUUACAAUUGGAAUUUGAAUUUAACAAUAUCAUCCAAUAAAAUAGCCAAGUCGUAGAUUCCCACAAUAAUAGUGGAAUUGCAUUUGCAAACUUUAGAUAAUAUAGCCAAUAAAAAGAAGAUUAGAUUUGAGAUGACCAAAGAAGAACUAGAAUAGUUUGUAGGUAAAUUAUAAAAAGUUAUGAAUUAAUUACAAUUAUAAUAUAAAUGA
Messenger RNA from Paramecium tetraurelia, 570 nucleotides. RefSeq lists its product as uncharacterized. The record is from RefSeq and is a predicted model, not a curated record. The transcript has 3 exons. Lineage: Eukaryota; Ciliophora; Oligohymenophorea; Peniculida; Parameciidae.